Parathielavia appendiculata is the source of this 6175-nucleotide messenger RNA. RefSeq lists its product as uncharacterized. The coding region runs from base 400 to 5787 and encodes 1795 amino acids. The record is from RefSeq and is a predicted model, not a curated record. Gene Ontology annotation, cellular component: 90S preribosome; small-subunit processome; t-UTP complex. The transcript has 3 exons. Gene Ontology annotation, molecular function: snoRNA binding. Gene Ontology annotation, biological process: positive regulation of transcription by RNA polymerase I; maturation of SSU-rRNA from tricistronic rRNA transcript (SSU-rRNA, 5.8S rRNA, LSU-rRNA). Lineage: Eukaryota; Fungi; Ascomycota; Sordariomycetes; Sordariales; Chaetomiaceae.
ACGGCUGUAAUUUUUCGGACGGCAAGCGAAGCCAGCCCACCAAGCUUCCUUAUCGCAUACUUGCGAUUGGCUGACAUGCCCUUAUCGGCUUCUUCGACCCAGAAAAUUUCUGGCAUGCAUUGAAGCUGUGAGAAACUGUCGCAUCGCGAAUCCAACCAAGCCCAUCAACUGAGGCGUGUGGACAUUUACACUCAGCAAUUACUGACCGCUCUCAAAUGUGGCGGGCUUAGACGCUUCCUGUCCAACCCAACGGCAUAGUCACGGCGGAAUUGAUGGUUACAAUCGCACACUGCCCCUGCGUCUCCCGUUCACGAUCAAUGCCCGCUUGGUGAUACCCUUCGUCGCAAACGAGAUAGGAGACCAGAGAGCAUACGUUUCGAGAAUAGAAACACGGCAAAGAUGGCAACAUCGCUGGCUGCGCAGUUGGCGCAGAUCGCAGCCAACUCGCGCGCCAGCUUCAACGCCAAGGCUCUCAAAGCCACCCACUCAAAGUCUCUGAUUUGGGAGCCCCGAGUCGCCGCUGGCCAGACCUUCGCCGAGAUCUACCAAGUAUGCCACGAGGGCUUCGAGGAACUCUGUCACCUGGAUAACCGCUUUGCGCAUUUCGACACCACCUUAUUCAGCGAACAGAGCCAGGAAGCCGACCGGACCCAGAUGACCGUGGAGGAGAAUGCGGCCCUGGACAAGCGCGUCGACUCAUUUCUGCACCUGGUGGGCAGCCGGUUGCGUCUCAUGCCUGCAAUCAAGGCCAUCGAAUGGCUAAUUCGGAGGUUCCGUAUCCACGAGUUCAACACAGCAGCCCUCCUCACCACAUUCCUGCCGUACCAUACCAUCCCGGCAUUUGUGACGCUCCUGUCUAUUCUGCCAGCAAAGAUACCUCUGGAGUACAGGUUUCUGGAUCCCUAUAUCCGAUCCUUGACUGCCCCGCCGAGAGCCGCUAUUGUCCAGCAGGCAACCAACCGGCACGAGUUUCUCUCUGUCAUCUCCCACUACACCCUCCAGUCAUGCCGGGUCAGGCAGGAAUACCCCGGUUUGGUGUCAUUCUGGGGCGGCGUCAUGGCAGAGGCCGUCAAUGGCAUGCUUGACAAAAUGCGAUCCGGCAGGAGAAGCAUUCAACUGGAAAACGAUCAUAUCCUUCUGCAACAGAUUGGGCCAGUUUUAAGCGAGGCUUUGGUGAUGAGUGAAGUUCCGGGCAUCCAGAUUGCAAGCUACAUGAUUGUCACCAUCUUGGCCGCGAAGGGCAGCCUGAACGACGGUGCCCUUGCCGCCUUCAUGGACCAGCUAGUCCACGGUUGGACAGUCGACACAUAUCGCCCGGGCCUUGUCUGUCUCUGCAUCCUCGCUCAGCAUCGGUCCGCGAAGCAGGUGUCCAGCCGUGUUGCUAAAGCCCUCAUGAAGGUCCAGAAUCUGGUCCCGACGUUGGUCGAGAUCAGUCGGGAACAUAGGGUCGACAAGCUGGCGAACGGGCUGGCCCUUGCUUUCAUUGACAGAUUGUCCAAGAGAGGCGACAUUCGAAGCCUUUCUCUCGUCAACUCUCUUCUUUUGGCCAACCUGCUGCAGGAAAAGCAGAUCAAGGUUGCCUACAAAGCCAUGCUUCUGGCCGCGCACAAAGUCAAUGAUGAGGUGGACGAGGACGGUCGCAUUCGCAAAGAGAUUGGGUCGUCUCUUGUUAGCUUGUCGCAAGCUGGAGGUGAUGCCGGGGAUGCCGUCAGGUCCGCCCUUGGGGAAGUUGAAUUCGACAUUGAAGAGCUCGAACUCAAGCUUGGGGCCGCGAUCCGCCCAAAACUCGCUAUCGAGCAGAGUCCCGAGAAUGCCAAGGAAGAGCAGGAAAUGCGGGCUACUGAUAAGCAGCCCGACUUGGACUCAACGUUCCUGGAAUUAAGCAAACUGGAACCAUCGGCAGCUUCUUGUCUGGUACAGGAAUCAGGGAGCCUGUUUCACGAUCUCUGCACGGUCUUCCUGGCUACGGCAGCUACUCAAACCGAUGUUGAGAGAUUCGAUUCCACUCCCGUUCUGAGCCGGUCCUUAGCGCCGAGCAACUCGUUCUACUUCAGCUUCUACCUGCGCGUUUGGUGUGGACCUUUUCCCACAUUGGCCAAGGUGGCUGCGCUAGACCGUGUCAAGACUCGGCUCAAGGAGAGUGAUUGUGCGGACAGGGAUUUCCAGGCUAUCAUCCCUUACUGUGCUGUCGCCUUGAGCGAUCCUGCAAAGAAAGUCCGCCGUGCCGCAGCUGACCUUGUUGCGGUUUUGGGAUCGCUUCUCAGAGACUCCUCUGGACAGUCGCGGCAGUUCUGGGGCGCCACGGAUCUGUAUGGCAAGGCCAUCACUCCGAGCAUGCUCGACCGGGACUCCCUAAAAUCCCUGCUUCACUCGGUCCUUAUCCCGUGCUUGGAGGAGGCUGUCCUCCACGAGGGCCAUACCAUCGCUGCCCUGGUUAGCGCAUUGGAGAGCUCUAAAAGUUCUUCCAGGAAGGAGACUGAAAAGCGCCAUCUUUCUCACGCGACAAGACUCUCCAUCUUCAAGUUCCUAUGCGGCCAUGUCGCAGAAUCGCCGUUGCUGACCGUCAAGCUCCGCUUACUACGGUCACUCAACCAAAUACGGAGCAUCUCGGGUACCUCUCGGACAGAUCUUCUGUUACCCCUUCUCCGUUGGUGGGCUGCUCUUAGCCGUGACGAAGCCGUUAAGCUUGCUGCACGAGAGUCGCUGGACGAAGGCCUCAUGGAUGAGGCCAUUGUGGACGUCGUCAUUGCAAACCAUGCCACGGGUCUCGAGACAUUCUUCCAGUUGAUUCACAACCCCAACACAGUUCUUAGGCCCAAUCUCGUGCAGGCUAUCUUUGGCCGCAUCAUCAAGAUAUGGCCGUCGAUGAAGUCGGAUACCAAGUCGGCCACGGCCCGUUCAAUGUUCGCCAUCACACAAAACCGGCCCUUAGUUGACCAGAGCUCCAUCGUGACCGAGGCUGUCGAGCUUCUUCGAAAGGUGGAUUUGACAACUGAUAUCCUGCUCGAGUUCAUCGACUCGCUGCAAGACGAGGUCAAGCUCGCGACCGAGAAGCCUACAAACAAGCGGAGACGGGUCAGCACAGCAGAACAGAGCGGAAGCGUGGCCCUGCAGAGCAGUCCGGAGCUGAAGGCGGCCUUGAACAAGACUACCUUCGUUCUAGAACUCGUGCAGGAAUCCAACCCGGCGGAUCAUCCCGAGCUGUUGCCGAGUCUCUUCACAACGCUCUCAGAUCUCCACCAGCUCGGCACCCUCAUCGGAUCCGAGUUAGGCUACCUUCAAAACCUGGUACUCAGUUGUCUUCUCGCCAUGAUGCCGGCGUACAAGGACAACAAGGACUUGUCAAUCGACGCGUCGGUUGGCCAUGGAGACGUCUUGGCCACCUGCAUCCAGAAGUCCUCAAGCCCUGCCGUUACCAACUCAGCACUGCUUCUGGUGGCUAGCCUGGCCAGGACGGCGCCGGAUGUGGUGCUGCAAAGCGUCAUGCCCAUUUUCACGUUCAUGGGCAGCUCGGUGCUAAAGCAGGCUGAUGACUACUCUGCCCACGUUGUGAACCAGACCAUCAAGGAGGUGAUCCCUCCCCUGAUUGAGACCUUCCGGAGGAGAGGGCGAAACGUGGUCGCCAGCAUCAAGGAUCUCCUUGCCAGCUUCGUGACGGCUUACGAGCAUGUCCCCUCUCAUCGGAAGCACGACCUCUUCAUCUCGCUGGUCCAGAAUCUUGGGCCCGAGGACUUCCUCUUCGCUGUCCUUGCCAUGUUUGUUGACAGAUACGGGGCAACCGACAACAUGAUUUCGUUCACCACGCAGAUGAUGAGUUCAUUCUCGGUCGAGAUCCAAUUGCAGACCCUCAUCAAGCUCCUGGACCUGAUCAGCGACAUCUUCAAGCCGAAGCCUACCUUGUCGAGCACGCUGCUCGGUGGUGACGGAGUCGGCGAGUACGAGAGCCAAAAGAUUGCCGCGAAACAAUUCAAUCUCCUUCCGCAUCUGCUAGCGAACCGGCGGCUGAAGCGAGAGAUUACACAACUGGCGGAGAGGGACGACAUGGAAACGGGCAAGAUCCGCGACUUGUACGCCACGCUCCUCGAAAGUAUCUUGGCUCUUGCCGCCACAGUCAAGGGCAAGAAGGUCCUCUACAGCCGCUGCGGCGAUGCACUGUCCAACCUCCUCAACCUGCUUUCGAUCGCCGAGUUCAUCAAGAGCGUGGAGGCCUUGCUCGACCGGCCGAACGUCGGGCUGCGGCAGAAGGUGCUGCGAGCGCUGGAGCUGCGGGUCGACAGCGAGAGCACCGGGGAUGCGAAGCCCAGAGAAGCUCUACUCGCUUUCCUGCCCCAAUUGACUGCAGUCAUUCGGGAAUCAGACGACAUGAACUACAAACACACGGCGGUGACAUGUGUCGACAAGAUCUCAGAGAAGUACGGCAAGAAAGACCUCGAUGCUGUUGCUGCGGCUGCUACCACCAUCGCGGGCGAUCACUGCCUCGGCCAGUCAUCCCAGACUCUCCGGGUCAUGGCCUUGCUGUGCCUCGCUUCACUUGUCGACGUUCUGCAGGACGGAAUCGUCCCUGUCCUGCCGGUCGCGAUCCCCAAGGCCCUGGCAUAUCUCGAAGAGAGCUUGGUUGGCGAAGAGCCCAACGCGGAGCUGCACAAUGCCGCCUAUGCUUUUAUGGCAGCCCUGGUCCAGCACAUCCCAUACAUGAUUACUGGUGUAUAUCUCGACAGGUUGCUGACGUGCUCGAACACGUCGGCCGCCGCACAGCUGGAUGACGAGUCGAACAGCAACCGGUUACAUUGUCUCCAGUUCUUGGCCAAGCUGGUUGACCCCAAGGUUUUGUACAAUGCUCUCAACCAGAACUGGAGAUCUGCUGCCAACUGCGGUUUCUCGGCUGUUGUCGAGUAUCUCCAGAUUCUAGGUAUGGCCCUCGACAAGCAUUCUAAAGCGGUUAUCUCCAAGAACACGGCGUCGCUCUCGACUAUCUUCCUCAGUUCCAUGGACCUGAGGAGAACUGUUAGCUCCGGGCAGGUCAAGACUGCAAUUAGCUCGUCCGAGCUGGACGAGAUCGAGACCAAGAUCAGCGAUGACGCGCUAAAGAUGAUCUACAAGCUCAACGACGCGACCUUCCGGCCCAUCUUUUCGAGGCUUAUGGAGUGGGCAUGGACCGGGUUACCCAUGAACGACACUUCAGGCCGGACUCUCCGCUUGUUUGUUGUCUACGGCUUCCUGGACACCUUUUUCGGAAACCUCAAGUCCAUCGUCACCAGCUACGCCUCCUACAUUAUCGAGAGCGCAGUCAAGAUCCUCUCGUCGGCGGAUUUCAAAGACGCCAGGGAAAAACAGCUCUGGAGGCGCUCUCUGCACACGCUCGCCAAGUGCUUUGAGCACGACCAGGACGGCUUCUGGCAGGCGCCGUCGCACUUCGGCGCCGUGGCGCCCGUGCUGGUCGAGCAGUUCCUGCACGCGAGCAUCGUGGACGCGGCCGAGGAGCUGAUCCCCGCGGUCGUCGAGCUCGCGGCCGCUGCCGACUCGCAGGAGCAUCACAAGGAGCUCAACGGGGCGCUGCUGAAGCACCUGCGCAACGGCCAGGCGGCGGUCCGGCUGGCCGUGGUCCGGUGCCAGCAGGCGCUGACGAGCAGGCUGGGAGAAGACUGGCUGCAGGCGCUGCCGGAGAUGCUGCCGUACAUCAGCGAAUUGCAGGAUGAUGACGACGAGGUGGUGGAGCGGGAGAAUAGGAGGUGGAUUGUGAGAAUUGAGGAGAAGUUGGGCGAGAGCUUGGACUCGAUGUUGCAGUAGGCUGAUGGCCUGGUUGGGAGAUGCGAGGGGUAUGGGUGAGAUGGGUUGCAUGUGAGAACUAUGCUUGGUGGUCAUUUGGAUGGGGAGGGUUGGCGGGAUAUACUUAGAGUGCGUUCUCUGACCUCUCAUCUCCAAAGUUGCAUGCUCCAGUUCACGACCGGUUGAUAACCAUAAGCACCUCACUGAGGCUCACCGCGGAAGGUUGCUUGAGAGACUGAGCCUGUCGGGCAAUAAGCUUGAAUAAUACUUGAAUCAAACCACGUGUGCCGCGCAGGUCAUGCCAUCUUGAUGGAUCUAUCUGUAACUAUGACCAUUCUUUCGCUCGUGCUCCGAACCCGAAGAGGUCGGACCAACUAAUCAGAGUUGACUAUGUCUGGCCAGCUUACUA